Molecule: messenger RNA, 2837 nt
Organism: Archocentrus centrarchus (flier cichlid)
Lineage: Eukaryota; Metazoa; Chordata; Actinopteri; Cichliformes; Cichlidae
Gene: il12rb2l
Product: interleukin 12 receptor, beta 2a, like
Exons: 15
Coding region: 143-2209 (688 amino acids)
Molecular function (GO): protein binding
Source: RefSeq, a predicted model, not a curated record
CCCGGCAACUGUAAAGAGGAGCAAUUUGUAACUUGACUGCAAAGUUUUUCUGCUCAACGAGCUGUGCAUUCCUUAAGAACAUGAGAGGUUCACGUCUCACCGUGUCUCACCAGGAGGCACUCGAGGCCCCGGUCCAAAUGUGAUGGCUACACCCAAAACAAGGUGGGUUCUGUCCAUCUUGGUGAUCAGUGUCUCUGCUGUAGCACCAGGUCCCCCGGUUCCUCCCUCUAAUCCUGAGUGCUUUAGACCAUGUGAUGAGACAGGCUGCCAGGUGGACAUACAGUGCACUUGGGAUUCAAACCCAGACCCUGAGAUCCCCACGAACUACACCCUGCACUGGGAGCCAGCAAAUAGCAAGAAUGAGGAUGUGUAUGGUGGGACCAGUCUAAACGGUCACAUUCUUCGACAGGACUUCUCUGGUGAAGGAGAACUUCGUGUUUGGGUCGAAGCAAGCAACCAGUAUGGUUCUGCCAAAUCUCAGGAGGUCGUCUUUAACGCAGGAGAUAUCACUAAGCCACCACCUCCUGUAAUCAUAGCAACUGAACAGGAGCCAUUAGAGAUUACGUGGAACGAUUCCUGCAUAGAGCUGGAGUCUUCUGGAUCCUGUGACAUCCGAUAUCGGAAAGAGGAAGACGAAGACUGGCCACAGCAAGAGAAUGGAGUACAAGGCAGUUACACAGUGGUCGACACUGAGCCUUUCGCAGUUUACGAAUUCCAAGUUCGAUGUACCUGCGGCACAGGAUUAGCGAGCGCCUGGAGUGAAAUCUACAGAAUCAGGAGUGCAGAGUCAGACCCUGUCGGAGAGGUGGAUGUAUGGAGGGACUGUGGGAUUUCCCCUACAAGCUCUGACUGUGUUCUGACUUGGAAGAAUCUCUCUAUCUCUCAAGCUCGUGGGUUCAUUCUUGGAUAUGAACUCAGACUUUCCUACAGCAGUGGCCCUGCCUCGCUGAUUAACGUGUCCACAACUGAGCCAAGCAGCCAAUAUGUGCAUGAUAAGAUGAAAUGGCACCUCACCUACCCUCUAAAGGAUGUGUCAUCAGUCAGCAUAUCAGCCUACAGCACUCUGGGUGCCACCAAGCCAUCUGUUCUAGUUAUACCAUCAGCAGGUAAAGAAGAAGAUGCCGUAAUACUUAACCUAAAGAUGAAUGAAGAGAACCUCACCGUGUCCUGGGAUCCACCAUCUCAGGUCUCUGAUGACCUGAGAUAUGUGGUGCAAUACAAACAGGCAGGAUGUCCUCCUGGCCAAGGGUUCGACUGGAUCAGAGUGAACAAAAGCCAGGAAAAAGCAUUUUUUCAAGGUCAGUUUCAAAAGUACAAAGCCUACAAAGUGUCUGUGUUCACCGUUUCAAACACAAAUGAAGUCCGUCAUCUCUCAUCAGCGAUUGGAUAUUCUCUUCAAAAAGCUCCAUCAACAGUACACUUAUUUAAGGUGGCUUCUAUUGCUGACACUUCUGUGACUCUUUCUUGGGAGCACGGUCCCCUCCCAGAGCAGACUGCCCGGAUCCUGUAUUACCAAAUUGUGUUGGAUACACAAAAAGUGUACAACGUGAGUUUAUACCCAAAUCAUCAAAGCAUGACUUUCACGCUAUCUGAGCUCAGUCAAAGCCAGGAUUAUGAGGUGUGGAUCAGAGCUGUAACUGAAGCUGGACCUGGAGCAAAUGUGUCCACAAGGUUCACAACAAAACACAGUCAAAAUCUUGGUUUCUUGUUAUCACUUGUGUCCACAUUCGCAAGUGUGAUAUUUUGUGUGUGUAUUGCUUAUACUUUACUCAGUGUUUGUCGAGGACCAAGCAAAGCGUGUCCAUUGAUGCCUUUGUGUGUCUAUGAAAAAGUGCCUGAUCCCCGCAACAGCCACAUCUUCAAACAGAAGAAGAACCAGUUUAAUGAGCCCUUGGGUUUGACGUGCAGUCCCUUUUGUGAACCACAGCCCAAGAUCUCUCUGCUGGAAGUUGUGAAAAUAAAGUCCCAGGAUUUAAACCCUGAGCCAGUGGCGGGAGACAAGUGCUCACAGAUGGACUCCUACGAUGCUCAGAGGAAGGAUGCUGUAGCAGAGGAGAGUGAAAGGAUAGACCGCAGAUAUGGAAGAGAGGCGUACAGCAAAAUGGUUGAUUCUGAUGAGGAGACAGGUGACGGCGAUAACUCCGAGGAAGAACAGUUCACAUCCGGUUAUGAGAAACACUUCAUGCCCUCUCCUUUUGACAUUCUCUAAGCUGGAUUACGCCUCCACACCUGAUCAAGGACAUUAACCGCAGACAUUUUUUGUCUGUUUGUUUUUAUAUGAGUUUAGAUGAUAAACUUUUGGAUAGCCUCUUUCUGGAGCAGAGCAGCUUGGGUUAUUGGAAAGCUUUGUCUGCUUAAGUUCAUGUUGGUCUUUAAGUCUCUGUCUCUAUCAUGGUUUCCAGCUUUUGCAUUAGUUUAUGAUUUUGGCGGGUUUUUUUGCCUGCUUUUUUAUUUCAAUUAAAGUUAAAGUUGCUUUCCAUCCCAUAUUUUGCCCAAUGUUGAUCCUGACUGUGAAGAUAUCAAUAAUUAUAUUUUUAAGAGGUGAACAUUUACUGGAUGUGCAGUAAUUUAUCAUUUCUUUGUAAUCCACACAUUUACCUAGACUGGAGCCCCUAAACAAAGUGCAUAAGCUCUGCAAAUGCCAUCCUUCCAUUUUCUGCUGGUUAUCCAAUCCAGGUUCAUAGGGUAAAUGAGAAUCCUUUAAGCUGACUUUAAAAUUACAGAAACUAUUUUGAAUUGUUUGCCGUUGUUGCCAGAUUGUAUUUGAAAUGAUCCAAAUCCUUAUUUCUUGUUUACAUUGUCGCACAGUAUACUUUAUAUUUUGAUAAAUAAAUUGU